Molecule: messenger RNA, 4832 nt
Organism: Asparagus officinalis (garden asparagus)
Lineage: Eukaryota; Viridiplantae; Streptophyta; Magnoliopsida; Asparagales; Asparagaceae
Product: CLIP-associated protein-like
Exons: 21
Coding region: 140-4123 (1327 amino acids)
Biological process (GO): microtubule cytoskeleton organization
Cellular component (GO): cytoplasmic microtubule
Molecular function (GO): microtubule binding
Source: RefSeq, a predicted model, not a curated record
UGAUCUUUUAGCUAGAGUUAUAAUACAUGAAUCCCCAAAAAGCUAGUAGAACUCACCCACAAUUAACUCCCCAUUUAUUUGUCAAUGUGAGUCAAAACGGACGCUAAUAUACCGCAACGCUUCCGUGGUCCGAGCACCCAUGCGGGCUGGCUUUGCAUUAGUGCGGGGUGAACACUGCGAAAUCGGUGUCACCACGUGCGCCGCUCACUUGCAGCCGGGAAGGUGGGUUUCUUCACCAACUAUCAUUGUGGAGAGAGCUGGAAGUUAUGCCUGGGCUCACAAAAGUUGGAGAGUACGCGAAGAGUUUGCAAGGACAGUUGCAACAGCAGUUGGCCUUUUUGCUUCUACUGAGCUCACCCUUCAAAGGGUCCUUCUUCCUCCCGUUUUGCAACUAGUAAAUGACCCAAACUAUAGUGUUAGAGAAGCUGCUGCAUCUUGCAUAGAGGAGAUGUACAGACAGGUUGGUCCUCAGUUUCGUGAAGAAUUGCAGCGGCAAUAUAUUCCUUCAUCAAUGAUGAAAGAGAUUAAUGCAAGGCUAGAAAAGAUAGAACCGAAAGUAAACCCAUCCGACGGAACAGGGACUCUGACUCGCUUUGUACCCAUAGAAACAAAAUCAUUUAAUUCUGUCCAUAAAAGUAAAAGGGGAAGUCCAAGGUCUAAGAGCACCCCAAGGGAAACACCAUUUUAUGGAGCCGCAGGGGAGGCUGAUGUAACUGAAAAGCCUGUGGACCCUAUCAUGGUCUACUCGGAGAAGGAGCUAAUUCGGGAAAUUGAGAAGAUAGCAUCUACUCUAGUACCAGAAAAAGAUUGGUCACUCCGUAUAGCUGCUAUGCAGAGAAUUGAGGGCCUGGUUUUUGGAGGUGCUACCAAUUAUCCAUCACUUCCCAUGAUCUUAAAGCAGCUUGUACCUCCUUUAAGCACUCAACUGUUGGAUCGACGUUCUAGCAUAGUUAAACAGGCCUGUCAUCUUCUAAACUUAUUAUCUAAGGAACUUUUGGGGGACUUUGAGGCCUGUGCAGAGUUGUUCAUACCGGUGUUAUUUAAACUUGUUGUUAUAACUGUACUUGUCAUUGCUGAGUCCGCUGACAACUGCAUAAAGACGAUGUUGCGCAACUGCAAGGUUUCACGUGUUCUUCCUCGCAUAGCUGAUUCUGCAAAGAAUGACCGAAAUGCAGUUCUUCGUGCUAGGUGUUGUGAGUAUGCACUGCUAAUACUCGAGUACUGGGCCGAUGCUCCAGAAAUACAGAGAUCAGCUGAUGUUUAUGAAGAUCUCAUAAAGUGCUGUGUUGCAGAUGCUAUGAGUGAGGUUCGCUCAACUGCUCGGACAUGCUACCGGAUGUUCACUAAAACUUGGCCAGAGCGAUCUCGUCGCCUUUUUUUGUCCUUUGAUCCUGUCAUACAAAGGAUAAUUAAUGACGAAGAUGGAGGCCUGCACAAAAGAUAUGCUUCCCCCUCACUUCGCGAAAGAGGAGGGCAGCUUUCACGGGCUCCAUCUCAUUCCCCUACAUCAUAUAUUCCUGGUUAUGGUACUUCCGCAAUCGUUGCAAUGGACAAGACUUCUGCUAUUGCAUCUGGAGUAUCUUUGUCCUCAGGCUCUCGUCUUUCAUCACAGUCGAAGACAUCUGGGAAUUCUGUGGAGAGAGAUCUUGAAACCAUGCUGCAUGCCAGCAAACAAAAGGUGUCUGCAAUUGAAAGUUUGCUAAGAGGUGUUAACCUAUCUGAUAAAUCGAAGUCCUCAAUUACUCAGUCAACCAGCUUGGAUCUAGGUAUAGGAUUUGACACCCCAUCUGCCCGCGAUCCGCUAUUUCCUAGUGCAGUUUCUGGUUCAAGUAAUCUCUAUUCACAGAAUUCACUCGAUUCAGCUGUCAGUGAUAUUACAAGAGGUGCAGUAAGGAAUGGAGGCUCAGAUUUAACUGAUCUCAUUUGUCUUCAGAACCAUGCUUUAAACGACUCAACCAAGUCAUCCUACCAAAGGAAUCUGUCAUCUGAUUCUCCAUCUGCUUUGUCAUUGGCCACAGUUAGAAAAUCUUCUGGAAGAUCACUAGAUGUAAGUAUUGAAGAAAAUAAUGAUAUCAGAUCGACGAGGCGUUUUACGAAUAUGCAGACAGAAAAACAAUUCGUGGACACACACUAUAAGGAUUCCGUCUUUAGAGAUUCACAUAGUCAUUAUGUUCCUAAUUUUCAGAGACCACUUAUUAGAAGGCAGGUUACAGGAAGAGUUUCAGCAAGUGGUAGAAACAGUUUCGAUGAUAGCCAGUCAUCGUUUGCUGAAAUGUUUAAAUUUGUUGAUGGCCCAGCAUCCUUGAAUGAUGCACUCACUGAGGGUUUGACUGCCAACUCGGAUUGGGCUGCUAGAGUUUCUGCUUUUAACUAUCUCCGAAAUUUGCUGCAACAAGGAUCAAGAGGCGUUCAAGAAGUUACUCAGAAUUUUGACAAGGUUAUGAAGUUAUUUUUUCGACACUUAGACGAUCCUCACCAUAAAGUUGCACAGGCAGCUCUUCAAACACUUGCAGAGGUUAUUCCAGCCUGUAGAAAGCCUUUUGAAAGUUAUAUUGAAAGGAUUUUACCGUCUGUGUUUUCUCGAUUGAUUGACCCAAAGGAAUUGGUCAGGAAGCCUUGCGCAACAACGUUGGAAAUUGUUGGCAGAACUUACAGUAUUGAUUCUCUGUUGCCUGCUCUUUUACGGUCCCUUGAUGAACAGAGGUCUCCGAAGGCAAAGUUGGCUGUUAUUGAUUUUGCAAAUAACUCCUUCAACAAGCAUGCAGCAAAUUCUGAUAGUCAACAUAAUAGCGGGUUUCUUAAGCUAUGGCUCGCUAAAUUGGCACCUUUAGUAUAUGAUAAAAAUACAAAACUAAAAGAAGCAUCUAUUUCUGGAAUUAUUUCUGUUUACUCGUAUUUUGAUUCAACAGCAGUCUUGAACUUUAUUCUUAGUUUGUCAGUUCAAGAACAGAACUCAUUGCGGCGAGCACUUAAACAGUAUACUCCUCGUAUAGAAGUUGAUCUGAUGAACUUCUUGCAGAAUAAGAAAGAACGUCAACGUUCCAAAUCAUUUUAUGAUCAGUCCGAUGUCACCGGAACAUCUUCUGAGGAAGGCUACAUUGGCACGUCGAGAAAAAGUCAACUUUUUGGCAGAUACUCAGCAGGUUCAGUUGAUAGUGAAGGUGAAAGGAAGUGGAGUUCCAUGCAGGAACCAGCUCUCGAUGUCUCAAUUGGCCAGGCAACAUCUGAUGACAUUCGCCGGCCAUACCAAAACAUUGAACUUAACUUUGAUACAGAUGCAGAUGCUGUUGGUCAAAAGAGCAGGGAAAUGACGUGCAAUGCUAACAACUCAGUAGAGAGUACGAUGACAUGGAUGAAUGUCAUAGAAAAAUCUGACCAAAGUAUAGAACAUGACAGUCCUUCAGGAACUCCUCGACUAGAUAUUAAUAAACUUUUGAAUUAUAACGGGUCAAGGGCCACUGGAUUGAGUCCUAGUAAUGAAAGUAUCCAAGAUAAGGAGCUUGCAUGUGAGCAGCUUAAUCCUGCUAAGAACAAUUCUCAAGUUGAUAAUGGGCCAUGUAUUCCACAGAUUCUUCAUCGGUUUCUGCAGAUUUGCAUUGGUAGUGAUGAUACAUCAGCUUUAAGUAAACGGGAGGCGUUGCAGCAGUUGAUUGAAGCGUCAAUUAUCAAAAAUACCUCUGUAUGGACCAAGUACUUCAACCAAAUUUUGACGGCAGUACUUGAAGUAUUGGAUGACCCUGAUUUAUCCACCAAGGAACUUGCUCUUUCUUUGGUUGUUGAAAUGCUCAAGAAUCAGAAGGAGGCAAUGGAAGAUUCGGUUGAGAUUGUUACUGAAAAGUUAUUACACACAUCUAAAGAUGGGAAUGCGAAGGUCUCAAAUGAAGCGCACCAAUGUCUGACCAUUCUCUUAGCUCAAUAUGAUCCAUUUCGAUGUCUUACUGUUAUUGUUCCUUUAUUAGCCAGUGAUGAUGAGAAGACCCUUGUUAUUUGCAUCAACUGUUUGACCAAGCUUGUUGGUCGGUUUUCACAAGAGGAGUUGAUAACACAAUUGCCUUCAUUUCUGCCUGCACUUUUUGAUGCUUUCGGGAGCCAGAGUCCAGAUGUUCGUAAGACAAGAGAAUAGCAUCACAUCCCCUGGCUGAUAGAAGAUGAAAACUUGGUCUCUGCAUAAAAGGAAACUCAGAGCGGAGGUUGGUGAUAAGAGAUGGGAGUAUAUGCAAGCAUAAAUAGUGCUGAAAAUCUAAGACGCAUAAUGUGUUUGUAUAAGCUUUCAUCAGUUUAAUAUUUUAGAUCAACUUUUACUUGCCUUAUAUGCAGAUAUAAAUGCGAUCAUGCAUAUAUCCAUGGGAGCAACUUGCAAGUAUCUCAUCUUCUGCCUUUUUAAAACAAUCUCCUUUCUUUUUCCUUUCGAAGUUUUUAAAACCGUAGGGUGAUUUAAUGGUUGACACUGAACCACAAUUAAGUUUGUUGCUUGAAAACAUAUACAUACCUUGAAGCCUAACUUCCUUCCCACAAUUUUUAAAUGAGAAAGAAGCAUGUUUCUGCCUGCGCUCAAACACAUCUUUUUGGCUUGGCAACAAGAUAGAUCCUGUGCCCGAUUUCUUUAUUACUUCAUUUACGCAUAAUUUACCGAUUUCAUUAGCAAGAGGAAGCAUAAACAUCUUGGGUGCUGUUUGAUAAUAACUAGAAUUCUGGCAGACCCUGUUCGUCUCAUCAGAAUGCAGAUAUUUUAUCUUGGUCAUGGUUAUGAAAGCAGAUUGUAGUAAUGACAGUGUUGAUGAGAUCAAAUUUCUUCGGACGAAACCUCAUUGGUUAUAACACAAUUUCCUAUU